Molecule: messenger RNA, 951 nt
Organism: Ustilaginoidea virens
Lineage: Eukaryota; Fungi; Ascomycota; Sordariomycetes; Hypocreales; Clavicipitaceae
Exons: 1
Coding region: 1-951 (316 amino acids)
Biological process (GO): protein deubiquitination
Molecular function (GO): cysteine-type deubiquitinase activity
Source: RefSeq, a predicted model, not a curated record
AUGGACACCGGGUCGCGGGAUCAGACGGACGCCGAGUCGCGGGAUCAGAUGCAGGCGCGCCACCGGCGAGAGCUCAAAGACCUCCAAGCGCGCAUCACCAGCAAAAAGAAGAACGCGACCAAGAAGACGCGCAAGAGCGUCAGCGACGAAUGCGCAGACAUGGAGCGCCGUCUGCGAGAAGCGCAGGCCGCGCAGGCCGCGGCGCUGGACCGCCCGCCCCGGCAGCAGGGAGAGCCCGACGCCGACGCCGCGCCGCCCGCGGAGCCGAGCUCGCUGAAAAGGCUGGAAGACAAGGUCGAGGAGACACUGGAGCGAGCCGCAGGGAAGCUGGGCCUGGCACCCGCGCCGGAGCAGUCGCAGCCGCAGCCGCAGCAGCAGCAGGCGGGCAAGAAGCGCAACCGGCAGCGGGAGCGCCUGGCCCGCCGGGCGGCCGAGCAGGAGGCCGCGGCGCAGAGGGCCGAGGAGGAGGCCGCGGGCAUGACGGACCACCGGGCCCGCGAGAGCGAGUACAUGCGCAAGAUGUUCGCGACGUACCGCCUGGUGGAGAGGGACGUGGAGCCCGACGGCCACUGCCUGUUCUCGGCGGUGGCGGACCAGCUGGCGCACAGCGGCGUGCCCGUCGGCGAGGCGGGGGAGCCGCCGUACCGGGCGGUGCGCAGGGCCGCGGCGGCGUUUAUGCGCGACCACGCGGGCGACUUUGCGCCGUUCCUGGAGGGCGACCUGGAGGCGUACGCGGCGAGGAUCCGGGACACGGCCGAGUGGGGGGGCCAGCUGGAGCUGGCGGCGCUGGCGAGGGUGUACGGCGCCGAGAUCCGCGUCAUCCAGGACGGGAGGAUGGAGCGCAUCGGCGAGGAGGAGGGCAGGGCGACGGGCAGGAUGAUGUGGCUGGCCUACUACAGGCACGGCUAUGGGCUGGGGGAGCAUUACAACUCGCUCAGGAAGAAGUCGUGA